Messenger RNA from Symbiodinium sp. CCMP2592, 4452 nucleotides. Lineage: Eukaryota; Dinophyceae; Suessiales; Symbiodiniaceae. The record is from the annotation of a GenBank genome assembly.
AUGGUUUUGGUUGUCAUGGUCUUUGAGUUCGGUGUCUACGCAGGAAAGCAAGUAACCCUCAAGGAAGAACAAGCCUAUGCCCUUGAGAUGUACAAGUACAACAACAAACCCCAGCUUGAUGUCCCAGGAAAACAACCACAUGGUGUCCCUAGCCGCGUUGUCGCCUCCUACCAGGAAGAGCCCAAUACGCACUACAACCCGGAACCCAAGGAACCGCAGAACAAGAAGUACUACACGAUCAUGGAGAACCUAGGAGAGAAGUUGCAGUACUUAGUGAACUCCGUGGAGAUUGCCAAGGAAGAGUUUGAGUCCCUGAAGUACAUGUUUUUCAGCAGGGGCCUUGAGUCGAGCUACGCCCCUGUGAUCACAGUCAAGUUUCACUAUUUUGCGCGCUUUAUCAUGUACGUGUUUGAAGGAAGAAUUUGGAGUCAGAGCAUGAAGCUGUUGGUUUUUGCAACAACAGCUCCAGGAAUGAUACUUUUGGAACCGCCCUUCGCUGUGCGAGAAGAGGAAGAUGCACAAGGAAUGGCGAAUCUGUUCGAACACUUGGCUGCAGCGGGAGAACAGAGAGAACAGAACCUAGUCGGAGCAUUGCAAAACGUGCUCCAGCAGUCCAGAUCGGACAUGGCACUUUCUCAGGAAGCGCUGAGUUCAAGAAUAAAGGAAGUGUUGGUUGAGAGUCGCGAGAAAGGAGAGAUCCAGCUUCAUAAGCUGGUGAAGGCACCAGAAGCUUUUUCGCCGAGUACGUGGCAGGAAGAACGCAGCAGUUUUGCUGAGUGCAAACACCGCUUAAGGACAUGGUUGGGAGCAAUCGAUGAUGAGAUCCUGACCUUGAUGAACAAAGCAGAAAAGGAACCAGCCAAGGAGCUCGAGUUUGACAAGCUCAGCGUAAAGGAAAAGACACAAAGCAAGAAGCUCUACAGCAUUCUCUCGAGCUACACCAGGAACCGUCCACAGCGUGUUGUUACAGCAGUCAAGGAAGAGAACGGCAUCGAAGCAUAUCGUCAGCUUGUUAACUUCAACCAGCCCAACACGAAGGCACGGUCUCUACAGCUACAUCGAGAAGUCAUGAGUUUUCGCUUCGACAAGGACAAAACCUACAACGAGAACUUUUUGAAGUUUGAGGAACUGAUCGAUGACUACGAGAAAGCAAGCAGCGAGAAAACCUCAGAUUCGUUCAAGAUGGGCACUGUCUUUGACAGUGUUCCAGCACAGGUGCGACAGCACAUUCUCCUUAACAUCAAGGAAGACACUACUUACAACGACCUCCGCAGCUUCCUCACCACCUACGAGAACGCAAAGAGAUGGACACAGCCGACCACCACUGACUUGAUCAACAGUGGCAAGGACCAUGGCGGACAAGCAGCCAUGGACGUACGCCAAGUUACUCUCUACCACAUUGGAGAGGAACCAGAACAAGCCCACGAUGGACCGCAGAUCUACCCCAUCGACAGUGAAGAGGAAACAAAUUAUGAGAUAACGUACUUCAACAACAUCAUGAUGGUGCAGGUAGAAGAUUCUCUAUGUGAUGACAGUGAAGGAGAAGAAAGUCAAGGAUGGAAGGAAGAUCCACUGUACCAAUGGUACAGUGACCGUGAAGAGCUUGUCCUCUCAGUGAGGACAGUCACUCAGGAACCUCUCACGAAGCCAAGGAACAUUGAGGUGAUCCUCGACUCUGGAGCAGAUGUUUCCAUUGCUCCAACUUGGAUGCGGAAGUAUGGAAAGAAAGUUCAGGUAAAGUCCGUUCAGUUGCGUGACGCACAAGGAAGAGCCAUUGCCGUGCAGGUACAUCGCCUCAUCAACCUUGAGUUCAAGGACAAAAGAGGAAACAAAGUUCAAGUUGCAGAAGUGUUCAUGAUCGGGAAUGUGAUCAACCCGUUGUUGGCCAUAGGAAAGAUGAUGAAACAAGGAUGGAUGCCACAUGGCAAUGAUCAGUCUGGCAUGUCCCUUGUUGACAGUGACAGGCACACGGAGAUCCCGAUCUACUUCAGGAACAACUCUCUUGCAACCAGCGCUUUUGUGCAGGCAGUGGUCGCCGUUCGUGAAGGGCAACUUGUUCCAGUGAUCCUUAGUGAUGCACUUCAGUUUUUGGAAAAGGAACAGAGGCCAGGUUGGUCUACUCCAGCAGAAGGAACCAUCCACCACGGCAUGAACAACUCUCACUUUGUGGAUCCGACAAUGACCAGGUCGUUUCACGAGAGCCUCUUCUACAGGACUACCUUCGCCAAGGAAAACAAGGACAAUAGUGGACAAUGGAUCCUGGUGGAGAUCAACAGACCCUACCAGGAAAUGGAAGAUCCCUUCAUGGAGCUUCCCUACGGUGACACAGAGACCAUCACCAUUUUCACAGCGCAACCUGAGAGUCCAGUUAGGUACUGCAAAGCAAAAGGAACAGACCACAACGUUGAGUUUGAGGUCUUCACUGACGACAGCUGGGAAGUUUCAGAGACAGGUGAAGAAGUGAUUCGUCACCACAGAACACAAAGGAAGUUUCUUUUCAAUCCUGCAGGAAUACCUGGUUGUCCUACAGACCUCAACAACUUCGAUGGCAACAGGGUCACCUACGGCAUCAACGAAGAUACAGGAAGAAGCUUUGAGAACAACCUUUCGUUCAAGGAACAACCUGCACUACAAGAUCAGAUGCCAAUGCGACCCAGUCUUCUUUGGACUGGUGAGACAAGGUUUCGUCUACGUGAACCACUACAAGCACCCAAGAAGAAGCAGAGGACAGAAGCGCAUGAGAGCAUGGAGGUAGAUGAAGAAGCAAAGCCCUCAGGAGAAGAAGCACAAGAAGCAGAGGAAGCAGACAAGGAAGAAGAAAAGGAGCCAGCAGCACCAAAAGACAGAAGAGAAGUUGAACGAAGCUUGACCUUUGUUCACGAAGGUUGGGAGUACAGCGUGGAAACAACUUUGAAAGACUUGCGCGACUUGUGCAGGGAACUUGGUGUUUCUUCCAAAGGCACAAAGAAGGAACUUUUGUUGAGGUUGAGCAGAGCUACUCGCGCCGACUUCGUCGCCAAGAACAGAGCCUCACAGGAGAAAGCCUACAAGGAAAAGAUGCGAUUGUGGGCAAUCGACGUGAAAGAUGCAUUUUUACAGGUACCGCAGAAGGCACCGCCAACGGCGAGCUUCGGACCGCACCUCCAGGAAGCAUCCUGGAACGAGUUUUUGCAGUGGCAGGAAACAGUCUUGCCCAGCAUCGCGUGCAGUCAGUUUUGUGUCAGCGAGCAGUGCAGUUUCAGGAACGUUGAGUGUCUUGCGGUAGGAAGUGCAGUGUGUGAGCCAGCACAAAAGGAACACCCUUGCCGCAGCCGUGUGACCGAGCACAGAAAGGAAAAGAAGGUAGAAAAGGAAAAGAUGAGCCAGCAGGAAAUGUUGGAGACGCUGAACCACCUCUUGGACCGCGUGGAGAACCAGGCCUACAAGCUGUACGAGCUGGAAACCAGAGUUCAGACUCUGGAGAGCCAGCUAGGCAAAGGAAAAGCCACAGGACAGAAAGGAGACAAGAAGAAAGGAAGCCAAGGAAAAGGAAAAGAAGGAGGACAAAGCGGAAGCAGCCAGCAGCCAAACCCAGUGGAGCAGGAAGCUUUGAGCAAGCUUCUGGAGGAGAGCAAAGCAGAGGAGAAGAGAAAGGAAGAAGAGUUGGAACAGGAGAAGGAAAAGAAGAAGGCAGAGCUAAGGCACAGCUUCGAGGAGUACUUCGGCAACUACGAAGAAGAGGAGAAGUCAAAGGAAGAGAAGCAGAAGGAAAAGAUGGAAACGCUGCAAGGAGAGCUUGCAGAAAUGGAGGCUACAGCAAAGGCAAGAAGGAAGAACCUCGUCGAGCAGUACUACACCCAGGAAAAGAACCUCGAGGAGUUCUACAAGAAGAAGGCAGGAAGCGCAGCAGGAAGUACCGCAGGAGACGACCACACCACGGACGAGCGCUACGCGGAGGAGAAGGAAAGAAGGCAAAGUGAAGGAAGACGCCUUCACUCAGAAAAGGUGGAGGAACAACGCCAACGUGAGGAACGCAACAGGAACAGAGAAGCACAGUUCACCUACCCCUUCGCGAGUGGUCCGGUGAAAGACUAUGUGGAGAACGGCGAGAUCUACCAGCACGACGUGAGUACAGGAACAAAAGAGUGGAAAGGCACAGACGUGGCUUACAAGCACCAAAAGGGUGACGCAGCAGCCGCAGCAGCAGGUAAAGGAAAAGAAGUUCCAAAGCCACCGCAGCCACCGCAGGAGGAAGCCACAGAGAACAAAGGAAAAGGAAAAGAGGCAGGCCAGGAGAAAGGAGGAAAAGCAAAGGAAGGAAAAGCAGGAAAGAAAGGAAAGACCGUCGGCACCUACGGCAAGCACACCUUCGACGGCCAGGAGUACGAUACCUACACGUCACCAGAAGGAAUCUUCUUCUGGUACGAGGCAGAGCGCGAUGUGUGGGUGACCCACACUCGUACAUGGAUGUAA